Molecule: messenger RNA, 722 nt
Organism: Triplophysa rosa
Lineage: Eukaryota; Metazoa; Chordata; Actinopteri; Cypriniformes; Nemacheilidae
Gene: nupr1b
Product: nuclear protein 1b
Exons: 3
Coding region: 194-421 (75 amino acids)
Biological process (GO): regulation of transcription by RNA polymerase II; negative regulation of cell population proliferation; negative regulation of cell cycle
Cellular component (GO): nucleus
Source: RefSeq, a predicted model, not a curated record
ACGAGCCCAGACAUAAACAACGCUGAGCUGAGAAUAACAGAGAAGUCUAAGAGCAGGUCUACCACUGAACAUCGCCUACUUUUAUACAGGCUUUUCAUGUAAAGCUGUUUUCAUUUCUGUUAGGAGAUUUUUCUCGUUUGUUACUCUUAAACGUUUUAUUUGAUUUCAAAUCUGUUGCCUUCAAGUGUGAAAAAUGAGUAGCCACGUUGACGUGAAAAACAUUGAACCUACCAGCUUUGAGGACCAAUACUAUGAUGAAUAUGAAUAUUACAACCUAACAGAUCGAUAUACCGAGGGCGCCAGUCGCAAAGGCAGAACGAAGAAGGAGGCGAGCUGCAACACGAACAAACACAACGCCGCGGGACACGAGAGAAAAAUAAUGGUAAAACUCCAGAACGCUGAAAAGAAAAGCAAAGAGUGACACUGAAAAGAUUCAAUCGGACGGCUAUAACUGGCAACCGACCACGGGUGUCCCUUCGAGAAAUGGGCUGUGAGCUUCGGCAGUGACUGGUUCUUGAACCUCAGCCUCAGGGUUCGGAUGAGAUGAGUGGGUUGAGUAAAGCACCUGGGUCCCGGGUAUCACUUUUGUGAGUGGGCUGGGCCAUGCAGGGCUCGCACCUGUUCGCACCUGAACUGAUGUACUUGGGUGAUGGUUAAUACGUUUUAAUGUGUACUCCAUGGCAGAUGUUUUAAAGUUAUUUUAAUAAAGACUUAAUCAAACC